Messenger RNA from Linum trigynum, 1383 nucleotides. NCBI's taxonomy places the organism in Eukaryota, Viridiplantae, Streptophyta, Magnoliopsida, Malpighiales, Linaceae. The record is from the annotation of a GenBank genome assembly.
ACAUUGACAACAACACGCAUGCAUCACCAUCAUCAUGCAUUCUCAUGUUAUGAUUAUCGCGCACAGUUAACUUGGAAUCUAUUAUGUAUAAUGUUAGAUCGAUCAAAUGGCGAGAAACCUAGCCAACUUCGACAUAGCUAUCAUCCCCAACUUCAUGCCCGGACCCGCAUGGGCAGAUUCGAUGAUAGACAAUAUGAGGAGGCUGCCGGUGGAGAUCGCACUGGACAUCAUGUUUAGGACUCUCAAAGGGUAUUCGGAGUCCUUUGUUGAAAGUUCAAAGAGGGAACUAAUCAAUACCCAUGGAUACUACGAUGCUCCGGUGAAGCACCUCAAUUGGUAUCCGGAGCUAAUGUGCAUGAAUUUGUUCUAUAUACCAUUAAACGAGUAUCAAGAGAUGUCAAAAGAAGUUUAUUGUAUGCUGAGGCAUAUGGUGCGGUUGAAUCACAUAGGAAUUAUCCUUCAUAAACCCACAUUGAGACGAUGUAUCCAGCAAUGGAUUCUCUUUCCAGACAACAUCAAUAUCUUCGGAAGAUGGCUCCUCGAGCACGCCCAACUCGGCGGAUGGUUUGGGCUCGUAAUGGAGCCAAGGACUUUGAACUAUAUGGCCAUUACACUUCAUAUAAACAGGGAAGUUCAGGUCGUCGAAGAGGGUUUUGAACUGGUGGAGGUCCCAUGGGCCGUACUAGAAGGAAGCUCGAUUGAGAACCCGACAAUCGAGCCGUCUAGGGUGCCCAGAUAUUGGAUACAUCUGAAAGAAAAACUUCGUGAUCUGAACCACCUCUUACCACGUCAAGUUCCAGCAGUGCUCAUGACCCCAGAAGGAUAUCACUACGAUGGGAGGAUCAAGGAGUGUUACUUACCAACACUCACCAUGACAAACAACUUAAUAGAGCAAAAUAAUUAUGGCCUGAGGCGAGUGGCAACAGCUCAUGCCUAUUUGAUCGAACAAGCUUUCAUUGAGGAUGUGCUUCUCCCGGAGCCAGCGCUCCCACAUCAGUAAGAAGAUAAGAGGCCUUCGGGAGGUCAACUUGUUGGAAGGAAGGUCAACACUUUUGAAAAUUUUGCCCCGAGGCCCCUCCGCAGAAAGGAGCAUGCGGCCUUGAUGCCUUUUCCAUUUAUUAUAGUAAUGGGAAGGAUGCCUGGGAUAUAGUGGCUAGUGACGCCACCUUUUUAUAUAUUCUGUAAAUAACGGAAGUUUGUCCCAGUUGAUCGAAGAAAAGUCUUAUUUUGUAUUUAACGUCUAUAUGGUUGAUUCAAUUUUAACUGUGCGCGACAAUCAUAACAUUGCAUACAUGCAUCUGCAUUUGUUAAGAAUAUAAUAUUGAUUACUAACGGUUAAUCUCAUGAUUAGGUUUUGUCACCAGAUAAAAUUUCUGUUUUGGA